AUGUCGACGCGGUUUGGCGAUUUCAAACCGCUAUGCUCCGAGACGCCCAGUUAUCCGUGGUGCCAAAACGGAUCGCUGGGGAACAUCGCAAAUGUCAUAGUGUGUGGGCUUAGCGUAUUCGCAGUCGGAGCCUUGAUGUUUCUGGUGAGCCGGCGCAAGGCUGCUGUUGGCCGCGUUGAAUUCCGUAUAUUCCUGGGGCUCUACGCGCUUUCGCUGCCCUUCCAGCUCCUCACGACGGGCUCGCUGCUCGAGCAAGGUUCUACGGCGUUGACAGUGCUGACCGCUAUCCAUGCGGGGAUCGUAGCGGCCCUCUUCUGGAUGCUGGUCGGAAAUGCGUUGAUCUCGUUUCAGCUAGUGGACGAUGGGACCAUGGCCAGCGUUGUUCCGUUCUCCAUCCUCGCGCUCGCAUUCUUCGCAGCGACGACCUACAUUUCCCUCGAUGUGGCCUUCUCGUUCACUGCUGCGUUCGGCCCGAGCAAUCCCCCCGACGCCCUCGCAAGUAUACCGCUGUUCGUUCUUACCUCGAUCUGGCCCGGCGCCGCAACCAUCAUUUACUUCGUCUUGAUGACCUACGUCGUCCUCCGUAUCCUCAACGAGAUACGCCCCCUCUGGUACUACGUCUUGGCAUUCGUGCUCUUCGUACUCGCGCAGCUAGCGUGGUUCUUGCUGGGCAAGGUCGUUUGUAGGGGAUCCUCGUCCAGAAUCGACGGCUCCUUCAUCGCCACCAUCCUCGAAACGGCGUCUGUAGGUAUACUCUACCUCGCCUGGAGAAGCAUCACAGAAGAAUCUUGGGACGACCCGUACAUGAAUGAUUAUCCAUACUGA
Pleurotus ostreatus (oyster mushroom) is the source of this 825-nucleotide messenger RNA. RefSeq lists its product as uncharacterized. The record is from RefSeq and is a predicted model, not a curated record. Bases 1 to 825 code for a protein of 274 amino acids. Gene Ontology annotation, biological process: protein folding. Gene Ontology annotation, cellular component: endoplasmic reticulum membrane. NCBI's taxonomy places the organism in Eukaryota, Fungi, Basidiomycota, Agaricomycetes, Agaricales, Pleurotaceae. The transcript has 7 exons.